This is a messenger RNA of Amblyraja radiata (thorny skate), 1130 nucleotides long. RefSeq names its product synaptonemal complex protein 3 (gene sycp3). The transcript has 9 exons. The record is from RefSeq and is a predicted model, not a curated record. The coding region runs from base 195 to 923 and encodes 242 amino acids. NCBI's taxonomy places the organism in Eukaryota, Metazoa, Chordata, Chondrichthyes, Rajiformes, Rajidae. Gene Ontology annotation, cellular component: synaptonemal complex. Gene Ontology annotation, biological process: spermatid development; meiotic cell cycle.
ACACGCGCCCGGCUGCGGACAGCGCGAGCGCCGACGGUUCCCGCCCAGGAGAGCACGCCUCGUCUCGCAGUGAGGACGGCCCGUUGCUGUGGCGACAGGAGAGUGGGUGGGGGUGGGGAAGGUGUGGCCAGAGGCAAGGUCACGCGGUGGCGGGAAAACGUCGACGGACUGUAGAGGAUUUGAUUGAUUGAAAAAUGGCUCAUAAACCAACAGGACGAAGAAAUUCUGUUAAAAACCAGGAGAAAAAAAACUAUGAUUCAUUGUACGGGUUCAAUGAGGAAAAUGAGAAAAAGUUGGGAUGCAGCUAUGAAGAUGAAAAACUAGAGGAGGCUGCAUUGGCACUUGGGAGGAAACGGCCAGCAUCCAGUGCACACACUCAGCAGGAAGAGGAAAUGGACGACAUUAAUGUUGGUACUGAUGUGGCGACCAUGCUUGAGCGAUUUGGGGCUGAUAUUAAUAAGGCUAUCCUGGCAAAGAAGAAACGACUGGAGGUGUAUACUAAAUCUUCAUUAAAGACCAGCAACCAAAAGAUAGAACAAGUUUGGAAAGUGCAACAAGAAGAAAGACAAAAGCUGUCUGAUGAUUACUGCAAGCAGUUCACUGGAAUCUUCCAGCAAUGGGAGAAAGAUAUUCAGAAGGCCAAAGACCAAGAAGAGAAAAUAGAAAACCUAUUCAGGCAGCAACAGAAGCUUUUUCAACAAAUGAGAGUGGUCCAGGGGCAAAGGCUGAAGAGCAUCAAGCAGUUGUUUGACCAGUUUCUGAAGAAUUUAGAGGAUUUGGAGAAGAGUCACACAGAGCAGCAGUCGGCUGUGCAGAGCGAGCUUCGCAAGGAGAUGGCCCUUUUUCAGAAAAGGAUUUUAAUGGAUACUCAACAGCAGGAGAUGGCCACUGUGCGGAAGUCUCUACAAUCCAUGCUAAUGUGAUCUCAUCUGGUGAACACAAACCCUCAGAAACCAUUCUAUUAAUACUUCUGUGAUGUUGCAGCAACAAACUCAGUUUAUCGUUAUAAUCUCAAAGUUCUGCUUGAUUUUAAAGAUGCCUUCAACUUAUCAUAGCAGUAAAGGUUUUGCUCUUUAAGUCUUGGCCAUGAUGUUGAAGUUGUUAACCAGAAUUAAAAAUGUUUUACUCUG